AGAUCAAGGCUGUGGCUGCAGCAGAGUUCGGUAACGGUCAUACGAGCUGAAGGGACAAUGGGGACUGCGGGAGGAUUGGCGAUCAGAAGGCUGGUGGAUGGCGCAGCCACGAUCUGGGUCUUUUGCAGAUUCCACAACUUCAUGAUAGAGUAGUCCCUCGAGUGUAAGGCAUUUUGCUGGUAAUCUAUCUGCCAUAGGGAAAUCCUCGUAAGGCGGCACCAGAGGAUGAGAUUAUCGUCAUCAAGAUGGAGAAAGAGAGUGAGAGUGACUGGGGGAGGAUGUUUGGCCCCUCGGAUCCGGAAAGACGGGCGGAGACUCAAGACUGACAAGAAACAACUCGCUUUCCUCCCCGGGAAAAACAUAGUGGCACGGACAACUACAGUAGUCUCCCUCACUAAAGUGUGUAUCUACUCCCUACUAGGAGUAGUUUUGGCCCCCGCGGUUUUGAGUCGAUCCAUUCUUCGUGCCACCGUCUCCCUAGCCUAUCGCUGUGCCCAUCCACUGCUGCUUACUCCAUUAAUUAUUAGCUGGCGUCAUGUCCCCAACUGCCCGGACGCGCAUUCCCUCCGAUUUAGGGAUAAGAAAAGCACCUCCCCCCGGCACGUGGAGUCUGCGACAACCAGGAUUUCGAGUCAGAUUUCAUUCCAGUCUUACUUGGGUAGGACUUCAAUGGCAUUUCUAUCUGCUACAACCUCUCAUAUACUCGUACGUGUGCAUCUCACGACUCUUUGUCGGUCGCGCGUCAUCUGCUCCAUCGAAACUCUUUUUCUUUGUUCGCCCGCUCGGCGUUGACUUCGGGUGCCACCUUUCGCUAUCCUUGUCACCCUUUUUGAAAGGGUUCACGCAAACUUGGGUCCAACCUUUAUUGAAUUGUCGGAACGGCUUUCUCGCGUUCAUCUCCGGCCCUCCACUUCGGACUCCGCUCGUUCGGAUUUUGGGAGUAUCUACUUAGUUCGGCCAGUCGUACUUCUGAAUAUACGGAACAAACCCCGAAAUAACAUUGUCGGACCCAACAAAGGA
Aspergillus vadensis CBS 113365 is the source of this 1020-nucleotide messenger RNA. RefSeq lists its product as uncharacterized. The record is from RefSeq and is a predicted model, not a curated record. NCBI's taxonomy places the organism in Eukaryota, Fungi, Ascomycota, Eurotiomycetes, Eurotiales, Aspergillaceae. The transcript has 2 exons. The coding region runs from base 226 to 792 and encodes 188 amino acids.